AUGCAUGCGAACCGGAAAGGGACUGCUUGGUACAAAUGGUACACGGCGGCCGAGUCGCCAGAAGAGCGAAAGCUGCUUCUUAAGCUUGAUUUUCUCAUCUUGCCCUAUGCUCUGGCCAUGUUCUGGAUGUACUAUGUAGAUGCAUCCAAUAUAGCGAACGCCUGGGUUGCAGGCCUCGCACAUGACUUGGGCUUUGAUGGGAACGAACUCGUCAACUUCACUAGCGUCGGACAAGCUGCUUCCAUCGUGGGCACGAUACCCUUUGCAUAUCUCUUUACCCGCGUGCCCAUGAAUUAUCUGGUGCCAGGAAUCCAGUUGAUGUGGGGAGUCUUUACCCUUGUGCAGUUUCGUGCCAACUCUUAUUCUGCCUUCAUGGUCUUGCGAUUCUUGGUCGGGUUCUUCGAGGGACCAUUUUUCAUUGCGGUGCAGUAUGUUCUAGGAUCAUGGUGUAAGUUGAACUUAUCCAUUACCGGUUUCCCCGGACCGCCUUCCGCGCUUCCAACCCCCUUUUUCUCCACCACUGACUCAGUGCUCGCCAUCUCAGAUCGACCAGAUGAGUUUGGCCGCCGUGGCUGUCUAUUUUGGUUCGGACUGCCGUUGGGCGGCACGACUGCCGGCCUAAUCCAAAGCAGCGCCUCCGCCAACCUCGACGGCGUGGCAGGACUACGGGGUUGGAGGUGGAUGUUCGUUGUGGUUGGCGCCAUGACGAUCAUCAUCGCCAUUAUUGGUUUCUUCUUGUGGCCUGGAACACCCGAUCGUCCUAACAAGCUUGUACUUUCAAGAGAGGAGAUAGCCUUGGCCAACAGUCGACAUGAGAGAUAUCGUUUAGUUGCUCCAGGUAACGACAUUACCACAUUCUCGUGGUCACUGAUUAGGCAGGUAGUCACGACGCCUUUCAUUUACGUUCUUGUCUGCUGGAACGUCCUCUUCUGGAACGCUGACCCCACAAACUGGAACGGAUACCUACUCUGGCUGAACAGUCUUGGCCGCUAUAGCGAAGCAGAAGUCAAUCGACUCGGAGUUACCGCACCAGUCCUCGGCAUACUGUAUGCCUUCUUCAUCGCGUUUGGUUCCGAUCUCUGGCUUGGAAGGACGACGGCCAUCAUGAUCUCUAGCGUGGCCAACAUUAUAGCCAUGACCAUUCUAGUUGUCUGGACGGUUCCGGAGUCUGCUUUGUGGCUCGCCUACAACUUGCAGUAUUGCGUCAUCAUUCUCGCCAGUGUCAUAUAUGGCUGGGCCAAUGACAUUCUACGGCACAACAAGCAGGAAAGGGCCAUCGCUCUAGUGUUUAUGCAAGUAAUUCCGAGCUCGAUCAGAGCCUGGAUUGGCUUGUUGGUAUUCAAGACUGUGGAAGCACCUCGGUUUCUCAAGGGCAACUCGUUUAUGCUAGCCAACUCGGUCUGUUUGAUUGCUUGGACUUUGUGGAGGUUUAGAGCAGCAUAUGGCGUGUGUCUUAAUGAGGCAGCUGUAUCAUCAGAGAAUGUCGAGCAGAUUCACCACAGUCCUCCGGUCAAGGUGCCAGAAGACUAA
Molecule: messenger RNA, 1530 nt
Organism: Clonostachys solani
Lineage: Eukaryota; Fungi; Ascomycota; Sordariomycetes; Hypocreales; Bionectriaceae
Source: the annotation of a GenBank genome assembly